Sorghum bicolor (sorghum) is the source of this 1206-nucleotide messenger RNA. RefSeq names its product PRA1 family protein F3. Gene Ontology annotation, biological process: vesicle-mediated transport. Bases 206 to 784 code for a protein of 192 amino acids. Gene Ontology annotation, cellular component: endoplasmic reticulum; Golgi apparatus. The record is from RefSeq and is a predicted model, not a curated record. NCBI's taxonomy places the organism in Eukaryota, Viridiplantae, Streptophyta, Magnoliopsida, Poales, Poaceae. The transcript is spliced from 2 exons.
ACUGGCACCGGACUGGACCCCGUCCCGUACGGCAUCGCACCCCCAACCCCGCAGCCGCAGCCGCAGGCCGCAUCUCCCUCGCGUGCUCUGCCCUCUGUGCCUGCCCAUUCGUUGAUCCCAUCGGCUUCCGCCGGCUUCCCCUUCCCCGAUCCCCUUCCUCCUCCGAUCCAAUUCCGCACCCCGCACCUCGCCGCCGCCGCCGGCCAUGUCCAAGUACGGCACCAUCCCCACCUCCUCCUCCGCGGGCGGCGGGGUGUCACUCGGCGGCGCCUCCCCGCUCGACUUCAUCUCGCGCGCCAAGGCCCGGGGCGCCUCGGCGCUGGCGACGCGCCGGCCCUGGCGCGAGCUCGCGGACGUCCACGCCGUCGGCCUGCCCCCGAGCCUCGGCGACGCGUACCUCCGCGUGCGCGCCAACCUCGCGCACUUCGCCAUGAACUACGCCAUCGUCGUGCUCGUCGUCGUCUUCCUCUCCCUCCUCUGGCACCCCGUCUCCCUCAUCGUCUUCCUCGUCUGCAUGCUCGCCUGGCUCGUCCUCUACUUCCUCCGCGACGAGCCCCUCGUCCUCUUCGGCCGCGUCGUCGCCGACGGCUACGUCCUCGCCGCGCUCGCCGUCAUCACGCUCGGCCUCCUCCUCCUCACCGACGCCACCGCCAACAUCCUCUCCUCGCUGAGCAUAGGCCUCGUCCUCGUCCUCCUGCACGCCGCGCUGCACAAGGCCGACGACAACGCCGCAGACGAGGUCGACCGCUGGUACGCGCCGGUGUCACAGCAGCCGUCGCACUAGGUUCUGAAUGUGGCCAUUCUGCGCCUUGUUGUGAUCCUGUUCCUGUCCUGACUCCCUGUUUCCAAGUAUUCCUCCAGCUGUGCAAGUUGGGCCAUCCCCAUCUCAUCUGCGAUGAAGAACCUGCCCCCUGUUGAUUGUGAUUCACCUGCUGCCGGUUCCAUUGGAAGUUUUGGAUCCAGCCACGAUGCAGGGCUGUUAAACCUGUUCUCCACGCCCACUUCUGUGACCCGUUUAAAGCGUCUCAUUCACGUGUAUCAAAUCCGAACUGAAGUCUAGUGUACAUUUUGAGUUGGAGAAAUGUGAUGCCAGGGACCUGUGUUCAGAUUUUAUCGACGCCAUGUAUGUAGGCAAGCAAUGUUGAUAUUUCAAAACAUGGUUUUAUUGUACGUGGUGUCUUUCAAACAUGGUUUUGAGCAUGGGAA